Molecule: messenger RNA, 386 nt
Organism: Paramecium octaurelia
Lineage: Eukaryota; Ciliophora; Oligohymenophorea; Peniculida; Parameciidae
Source: the annotation of a GenBank genome assembly
AUGUAAAAUUAAUAUGGAUGGAAUUUGCUAAAAAACUCUUUUUAUAUUAAUAUAAAAGCUGAUACAUCAAAAAUUUCCUUAAUUGAUUUACCUCCAUAAACCAGAAAAGUAAAGCUGCAUAUAUACCUAUAAUCUGGAACUUGCUAAACAGAUGGAAAAGUUACUUGGACUUUAUCUACAAAAGUUGAUAUUAUCAAAAUUAAAAUGCAGCCAUAUGGUCAAGAUGCUCUAUCUUUAUAUAGUGAAAAUUGUUCGAUUACGCUAGAUGAAACAAAGAUUAUUCAAAUAAGUAGAAGUGGCAAUUUUCCUUCUUCUUAAAAUUUUUCACUUGAAGCAGAAGUUUUAGCCUAUAAAUGAACAAAAGUAUUGAUUAAUUUUAUAUCGAA